Messenger RNA from Trichomycterus rosablanca, 2760 nucleotides. Its product is annotated as zinc finger protein 180-like. The record is from RefSeq and is a predicted model, not a curated record. Bases 1776 to 2642 code for a protein of 288 amino acids. Gene Ontology annotation, molecular function: RNA polymerase II cis-regulatory region sequence-specific DNA binding; DNA-binding transcription factor activity, RNA polymerase II-specific. Gene Ontology annotation, biological process: regulation of transcription by RNA polymerase II. The transcript has 2 exons. NCBI's taxonomy places the organism in Eukaryota, Metazoa, Chordata, Actinopteri, Siluriformes, Trichomycteridae.
CAACACCUGUACCGCAUCUGUACACAUCUGUACACAGUAUUUAACUUAGUGUGGCACCAGGAGCAACAUCUGUACACAUCUGUCCAUGAGCUCUAACACUGUAGCAACAUCUGCACACAUCUGUCCAUAAGAGCUAGCGGUGUGUGGCAUCAAGAACAACAUCUGCACACAGCUGUCCACAGUAUUUAUCUCGGUGUGGCACCGGGAGCAACAUCUGUCCACAGUAUCUUACACUAUUGAGCACCAGGAGCAACAUCUGUACACAGGAUCUAAAACUGUGAAGAAACAUCUGUGCACAGUCUAGAACUCUGUAGCGCACCAUCUGCACACAUCUGUCCACGGGAUCUAAAUCUGUCCACACAUCUGUUCACAGUCUAGAACACUGUGGAGAAACAUCUGCACACAUCUGUCCACAGCCUAGAAUACUGUGUGGCACCAGGAGCAACAUCUGUACACAGGAUCUAACACUGUGGAGAAACAUAUGCACACAUCUGUCUGCAGGAUCUAAAACUAUGGAGCAACAUCUGUACACAGCCUAGAACUCUGUGGAGCACCAUCUGCACACAUCUGUCCACAGGAUCUAAAACUGUCCACACAUCUGUUCACAGUCUAGAACACUGUGGAGAAACAUCUGCACACAUCUGUCCACAGCCUAGAAUACUGUGUGGCACCAGGAGCAACAUCUGUACACAGGAUCUAACACUGUGGAGAAACAUCUGCACACAUCUGUCUGCAGGAUCUAAAACUAUGGAGAAACAUCUGUGCACAGUCUAGAACUCUGUAGAGCACCAUCUGCACACAUCUGUCCACGGGAUCUAAAUCUGUCCACACAUCUGUUCACAGUCUAGAACACUGUGGAGAAACAUCUGCACACAUCUGUCCACAGCCUAGAAUACUGUGUGGCACCAGGAGCAACAUCUGUACACAGGAUCUAACACUGUGGAGAAACAUCUGCACACAUCUGUCUGCAGGAUCUAAAACUAUGGAGCAACAUCUGUACACAGUCUAGAACUCUGUGGAGCACCAUCUGCACACAUCUGUCCACAGGAUCUAAAACUGUCCACACAUCUGUUCACAGUCUAGAACACUGUGGAGCAACAUCUGCACACAUCUGUCCACAGCCUAGAAUACUGUGUGGCACCAGGAGCAACAUCUGUACACAGGAUCUAACACUGUGGAGAAACAUAUGCACACAUCUGUCUGCAGGAUCUAAAACUAUGGAGCAACAUCUGUACACAGUCUAGAACUCUGUGGAGCACCAUCUGCACACAUCUGUCCACAGGAUCUAAAACUGUCCACACAUCUGUUCACAGUCUAGAACACUGUGGAGCAACAUCUGCACACAUCUGUCCACAGCCUAGAAUACUGUGUGGCACCAGGAGCAACAUCUGUACACAGGAUCUAACACUGUGGAGAAACAUCUGCACACAUCUGUCUGCAGGAUCUAAAACUAUGGAGCAACAUCUGUACACAGUCUAGAACUCUGUGGAGCACCAUCUGCACACAUCUGUACACAGGAUCUAACACUGUGGAGAAACAUAUGCACACAUCUGUCUGCAGGAUCUAAAACUAUGGAGCAACAUCUGUACACAGUCUAGAACUCUGUGGAGCACCAUCUGCACACAUCUGUCCACAGGAUCUAAAACUGUCCACACAUCUGUUCACAGUCUAGAACACUGUAGAGCAACAUCUGCACACAUCUGUCCACAGGAUCUAAAACAGUGUGUGGAACAUCAGUAAAAGAACUUCAGGUUCAGGGUUUUUUACCCAUCAGGAUGUGCGAGAUGAACCGGGUGGAACAGUUGAAUCAGCGGGUCCAGGAGCUGCUGCUGGUGGCGGUGCAGCAGGUGCUGCAGGUGGUGAAGGAGACGGUGUGUGAGUACGAGGAGAAAAACCUCCACACACAGAGAGAGAACCAGAGACUGAGGAGGCGAGUUCAGGAACUACAGAACCAGCUGCACAAACACAGCGCAGUUGCCCAGAUCAGCGCCCAGAUCAGUGUUCCUCCACCACCCGCCUGCUCUAGACCAGAGGAACCUACGGCGUUGAGGUGCGUUCGACAGUCGCACACUAUGUCAGCGACAGACGCGCCAUCCUUCAAACAGGAGCCACCAACCGACGCCCAGAACGCUUCCUUCCCACCCGAGAUCAAAUCCGAACUGGAACCGAUGAGCUAUCAACCCACAGAGGAGCCGGUGCCCCCGAACAGCUUCUUCCCCUGCGCCAGCUCCCAUUACCCUGCUCCUCAGAACGAGCCGGACUUCCCCCCGCUGGCACCCUGCAGGAACGCCGAGACCCUGGACACCUUCGUGGAGCAUUUCCCCUUCGAGCAGGACAGCUGGAGGCAGCAGACUCAGACCCAGACGGAGCGCCACGCCUGCGUCCUGUGCGGCAAAACCUUCAACCGUCUGGCCAACCUGCGGAUCCACCAGCGCUGCCACACGGGAGAGAAACCGUACAGCUGCUCGCACUGCGGCCGCCGCUUCAGCCACAGCGGGAACCUGCAGAAACACAAGCGGGUGCACACGGGCGAGCGGCCCUACCGCUGCCCGCAGUGCAGCAAGAGCUUCUGCCAGUCCAGCCAUCUGAAGAAGCAUCAGACCGUCCACAUGAGCCGGCACAGGAGGAACCUGGAGCUCUGAACGGGUUGCCAAGUGCUAGAAUAACACUCCUUUAAUGUCUGACAAAAGUAUUCACACCCCGGCCAGUUUUCCACCAGGCAGCGUCGUUUCUAGAGACUAAAAAUUAAAAUAAAUUUAA